Messenger RNA from Pelagomonas calceolata, 1314 nucleotides. The record is from the annotation of a GenBank genome assembly. Lineage: Eukaryota; Pelagophyceae; Pelagomonadales; Pelagomonadaceae.
GCCAUCUAGGAAAGCGGGCGGCCUCAAGUUCAAGCAAGACCCACCGGUGGCAGUAGUAACAGGGACGGUACCAAGCCGCUUAACUACACUCUCCAGCAGGGGAUCUAGGGGAGGGCGAGCUCAGCAGCCGUCGCCCUCGCUUAACGUAGACGUAGCGGGCGUAUUUUUUGUCGCCCUCGUCGUCGUUUUCGUGGCGUGGCCCAUGGCGCAAUUCGCUCUUGAAUUUUUUUCGCGCGACGCGUGAUGCCGCGGGCGAGAUGCUGCCUGCUCCUCGUGGCGACGCUGGCCGCCGCGAGCUUCCCCGAGCUCACGCGCGACGGCACCAUAAAACAACACACGGACGCGACGCCGCGCUACGACGCCGACAAGUGCUUCAAGCGAGCGGGCGUCUCGUCUUUCAUCUCGAGUAAUCGGAGAUACUGGAUCCAUCCCAAGCGCCGCCCGGACACGAGCUACUCCUGGACGCCGACGGGAGGAACGAGGAUCGAGGUGCCGACGGCCGCCGCGGCGCGGCGCGCUCUGCAAAACCAUACCAUUGUUGUGAUUGGGGACUCGCUCAGUAUUCAGUCGUACGUGUCGCUCGCGGCGCUGCUCGUCUGCGGUGACGGAGACGCCGCGCGCAAGGGCGGGGGCGCGUCGAUCAGGCUGCCCGAGUAUAGCAUCGAGCUGAGGCACGUCGACGCACGCUUCGGCGUCGCCAGCAGCCAGACCAAGGCGACGGGCGGCAGCGCAUGGUUCGUCGACAAGGGCAAGAAAAAACAUAUGAGGAGCCGGGGCGUGAAGAGCGUCGUGAGGCCCUGGGGCGAACCGGGCAAGCCGCCGCAGGCUAUCGAGGGCGUGGUCGAGGCGCUCCGCGAUUUCAAAGGGCGCGAAGAUGUAACGUACGUCGUGAUUUACGGCCACUGGUUCAGCUCUCGGCGCUCGGACGUUUCGUUUUACUCCAAAGCCGGCAAGCCCAUCGCACCUGGUCCCAAGCUCUACGAGCAGACGACGCGCGUGCUGUCGCGGGAGCUCGCCAACGGGAUGACUGGUACCAAACAACGCGCGGUGUUCCUUGGCUUCCCGCCGAUCAAAAACGCGAAGACCAGCGACGUCUGCUCCCACGACUCGAAGUGGAGCCGGGCCGUGCAGACGGCCUUAGCUGGGUUCGACGCGGAACGGCAUGGCGUCUUUUUCCUCGACCUCGAGUGUCCGCUCGCGCGCCUGCCGCACUCGUCUUAUGCUUACCGCAGCCCGGGCCACCGACAUCUGCCAGGCGCGCCCGACCUCGCGAACGCGAUACUGAUGCGGUUCCUCGCACACGUAGAUAGAUGA